AUGGACAACCACCUUCUUCACAGAUGGGUGGUUUGCAAGCAGGCCAGGGAUGACCCGGACUGUCCCUCAACAGCCGGCGUCGAGAGGAUGAUGAGGAUGUUAGGACCCAAUUUCCCGGUUGUUCUCCCAGGCUGAGGAAUCCUACAAGUCCAAGAUCUCGAACCUGUUGGCCAGUGGGAUAUCCUGGGAUGACGGAAAAGGAAGAAGAGAUGGGCAUGCUGUGCGGCGCCUAUCCCUCCCUACUGCUGUCCAGGGCUCCGGUUGGCGUGGAGUGGAGUUCAGCGGUUGACAGCUGUCCGCGUCUCCGCGGAGAGGUGGAAGUGCGAAGCACCGGCUGA
Molecule: messenger RNA, 338 nt
Organism: Xyrichtys novacula (pearly razorfish)
Lineage: Eukaryota; Metazoa; Chordata; Actinopteri; Labriformes; Labridae
Source: the annotation of a GenBank genome assembly